This is a messenger RNA of Macadamia integrifolia, 390 nucleotides long. Its product is annotated as protein GAMETE CELL DEFECTIVE 1, mitochondrial-like. The transcript is spliced from 2 exons. The coding region runs from base 1 to 390 and encodes 129 amino acids. NCBI's taxonomy places the organism in Eukaryota, Viridiplantae, Streptophyta, Magnoliopsida, Proteales, Proteaceae. The record is from RefSeq and is a predicted model, not a curated record.
AUGGAAUUCCAUGUUGCUUCCCUUCCUUACAAACCUGAUUUCAAGGUCAUGCCUGAGGGCUGGGACGGCACUGCCAAAGAUCCCGAUGAAGUUCAUUAUGAGAUAUCUAUGAAGGAAGAUGAAAUGUUAUAUCAGGAAUUUGUGCAGAAGUUGAACUUCAAUAAGAAAAAGGUGGCUGGGGAGGUUAAAUGCCACAAAUACAGCAGGAGACGCCCUUCCGAAGGCUGGAACUUCACUGUUGAGAAACUGGGUCCACGAGGGAAACGAGGAGGUGGAGGUGGUUGGAAAUUUGUGAGCUUACCAGAUGGAUCUAGCCGACCAUUGAAUGAAAUGGAAAAAAUGUAUGUGAAGAGGGAAACUGUACGUCGCCGCCGUAAGAUCCUUCCUUGA